AUGACAUGUUUUCGCUUGACUCUUUCCUACUUCCUUCUAGUGGUUUUCCUCGUAGUGGAACCUACUAAUGCCCUUGCCAAUCAGCAUCAUUAUCAUUCUUCUAGACGUGAAGAUCUCCCCCCCGCCCUCACCAACACUGGUUCCUCUUCUGGCGACGCAAAUGAUGGCGGGUACUCUGCUGCUAAGCCAUUCUACUCCCCCAUGGCUCUUUUCGGAAUCUAUUCGAGUGGAAAAUCCAAUCAACAUAAUGAUAAUGAUCCUCAACGCCAUCCCUCGCCGUCCGCCUUCGCCAAUGCUGAUGGUUCCUGCUCUUCUGGCAACGCAGAUGGUGAUGGACACUCCUCUGUUACUGGGUCGAACUACUCCCCCAUGGCUCUAUUCGGAGUCUACUCGAGUGGAGAAUCCGCCCUAUUUGGAGGAGCCCAUGGCAGCUGCGACAUGACAACGGCCAUGAGCAGUACCAAUCACGAAGAAUCGUCACAAGCAGCAGCACCAGCAGCACCCGAAUCCCCUGUUAUAUUUCUUCCCAACCAUUUGCUAAAAGAUGAUAAUAGAGACCAUUCGGUGUAA
Cylindrotheca closterium is the source of this 570-nucleotide messenger RNA. NCBI's taxonomy places the organism in Eukaryota, Bacillariophyta, Bacillariophyceae, Bacillariales, Bacillariaceae. The record is from the annotation of a GenBank genome assembly.